AUGAAGACCUUUGCUGUUCUCGCAGGAUUGGCUCAAGCAUGGACAUUGGUUGAAGCAACUAGCUGUCGAGCUUCGAGCUGUAACACAGGCAUCGCAAAGGCUGUCAAAUGUGACACCAACAAACCCGGCCAAUGUGCAAAUGCAAUUGGUUGCCAGUACUUUUACAGCACUACGGUCUACAAGGGAUGUUCCACGACGACAAUCACAGUAUACAAUCCUCCAAAGACGGUCACGACCACUCGAGCAGCUCAAAAGACUGUGACCACAACGAAGAACCAACCACCUAUCGACCAGACGACUGUCAACACGAUCCGCUCGACCGACACCAUCUUGAMAGAGACCAGUUCGGAUACCACUGUAAUCGCGACGGAUUUCGAAACAGUUACCACGACUGUGGCCACAGAGACAUCAUUCGACACUCAAAUCACAGCAACAAUCACAAUCGCAGUAACCGACACAACCAGCACCACGACAACAGAUUUCAGAACCACCAGUGUCGCCCCUCAAGUCGGUCCAGCAUACCCCGGAAACCGCAGACGUUCCACUCCAGAAGGCACCCUCAUCACCUCCCCAGCAGGAAAAUCCUUCCUCGUUCCUCUGGGAGAGGAUGUCUCCAAAUAUGAAGCCUCCCCUGAAGAAUCCCUCCCCGAAACCUCCUCAAAAUCUCGAAGAGGACUCGACAGCUACGCAAUCCACUACMCACAAGGCUACCAACCCGCCGCCGUGAAAUCCUGCCUCAAUCCUCGCUCCUACUCAGCAGCAUGUAAUUGUUUCGGCGCACACGCCAAAACCAUAACGAAACCCUCACAAAUCAAAACCGUCAAAGUCACAAAGACUAAACCCGCAGUAACGCUGACUGUACCUCGAACGAAUACCGUGACGGUGACGACUACGAAGCCUCAGAUUACGAAUCGCGUGACGCAGACGACGACCGUGGUGGAGUUCGCUACUGCGAGCGUUACGGAGACGGAAUCCAUCACGAGCACUGUUACUGAGACGGAGGCCACGACUGCGGAAGAGACGGUGACGGUUCCUACGGAUACUGCUACGACUACUACUAACACCGUUACUCGGACUAAUACCGAAACGGCCAUAGCAACAGCAACAGCCAACCCCUUCAACCCUGGUGGGUCCUGUGGUUGCCGACAACCCUUUAUUCGCGGCAUUCGAAUCAACGUGCAAGGCGUCUUCUACAAAACAGGCGUCUUUGCCAGCUUUGUCGAAUGUGGGAAAUUUUGUGAUGAUUCCUUCAGUUGUGCGGGGUUGGACUAUAACAUUGGGACGGGAGAUUGUAGGUUGUCGAAUCGGGCCAACCCGGCGACGAUUGAGGAUGCGGAUUAUUAUUAUGGCCCGCAGGCUGUUUCGCCGCCUGGGAGUAACACUUGUUCGGGAGUUUGUACUCUUGCUUGA
Messenger RNA from Ramularia collo-cygni, 1410 nucleotides. RefSeq lists its product as uncharacterized. Bases 1 to 1410 code for a protein of 469 amino acids. Lineage: Eukaryota; Fungi; Ascomycota; Dothideomycetes; Mycosphaerellales; Mycosphaerellaceae. The record is from RefSeq and is a predicted model, not a curated record. The transcript is spliced from 4 exons.